GUGUGCCCACAGCGCUCAAAGCACCGGAGGUCUCCACCUUUCCCAUCGUGAGUUUAUAGUUUAGUUUCCGCGUACUCAACCGCCGGUCAACAGUCAUUAUCGCGAUAUUACGAUAGUGAUAGGGGGAGUGAGGGAAUUUUUUAAAUCAGUUUUGACGUGACACCUGUUGGAUAAUUUAACGAGAGACUGGAGGAGCCUGGGAGAUACGACCUUGUGCUUCUCGUUGGAGGGUGGCGGGGCUCCAGCACAGAGGGACAACAAUGCGGAACUAUCCCCUAACAUCACGUGCUGGAUGUACGGCCUCUUCGAUGAGAGCAGACUGCCGUCGAACGGGGGCACAGGUGUCGAUGGUCUCACCAGGUAUUCCGAUGAUCAAAUGGUCGAUGAUACCACCAAUAAUCAUCGAUCUCUGAGCCGCAUUUUGUGUAUCAAUAGCUACGAUACGAGAGAUACUGCGGAAGUGAAUAAGAGUGAGAUAAACAAAGUGACUGACAGUAGGCCGACUGACGGCCUGGAUCAACUGUUGAAUUUUCAUCGCACAAAUAAUAACAAUAAUCGAGAGAUGGUGGCACAAGACAUGGCCCAGAGCUACAAUCAGCUCUUCCAUGCUGCCCAAGAGCCACAGGAUUUUGUGUCACUCGAGGAGCUCAGGCCGCAAGUACAUCAUGGCCAGAAUGUCGUUGUAGCUAGUGGUACACAUAUUUAUCUCAAUGAGCGGGAUAAUGAGCAUGGACUGCGGACUUAUUUCAAUCUCGCUACACUUCCAAAUGAAAUCCGAACCCAGAAUGCAGGAAUCGAUGGAGACAAAUCCCUAGCACCCACCUCAGUAUCCCCAAUCUCUCCACCAGCAAAAACAGAACUAAUAGCGGAAUCGAAUGAACAAAGCCACCAUCAGGGAGAUAAACCCUCUAACACGUCAGUAAUGCACAUUGGCCAGCAGCCAGCAGCAUCUAGUCAUCGAAAUCACCACCACCAGAGACAUCAUCACAAGCAGUUUCAGAAAAGUGACUCUGGGAGUGAACACCCCAGCGACUACUCACCGGGCUCCAGAAAAAGAAAGCUCUCGAGUCAGGAUGAGAGUGAUAUCCUGGACGAUGCCACAGACGACGCUAAGUCCACGCGAACAAAUACCGACAGCAAAAAACAAAAUCACAGUGAAAUUGAAAAGCGACGGCGUGACAAGAUGAACACCUACAUAACCGAGCUAUCAUCGAUGAUCCCAAUGUGUCACGCAAUGUCCCGAAAACUGGACAAAUUGACGGUCCUCCGAAUGGCUGUGCAGCACCUGAAAACUAUCCUCGGAGCAGUUACCUCGUACUCAGAAGGUCACUACAAACCGGCCUUUCUGAGUGAUCAAGAAUUAAAGACCCUCAUCCUGCAGGCAGCUGAAGGCUUUGUUUUUGUCGUUGGCUGUGAUCGAGGAAGAAUUCUAUAUGUCUCUGAAUCUGUAUCAAAGACACUCAAUUAUUCUCAGAGGGGGAUGCAUGCGUCUCUUUUCCAGGACGAAUUAUUGGGUCAGAGUUGGUUUGACAUACUCCAUCCCAAAGACGUUGCUAAGGUGAAAGAGCAACUGUCGUCCGAGCACAGCCCCCGUGACCGAUUGAUAGACGCUAAGAUGAAAACAGAUGUCCCUCAGGGUGCUACGAGACUCGGUCCAGGUGCGAGGAGAUCGUUCUUCUGUAGAAUGAAGAGAAAAGUCGAUGCCAAUUGUGGCGAGUCUCAAGUUAAAGAGGAAGCUGAUACAACGACCGGGGGACAUAGGAGAAAAAAGCAACAAAAUUCAGAUUGGAAAUACUGUGUGACACAGUGCACAGGCUACCUGAAAUCGUGGGCUCCAGCGAAAAUUGGAGCUGAUCAGGAGCAGGAAGGGGAAGGCCUAGAGGGCGAGAAUUGCAAUCUCUCGUGUCUCGUUGCAGUUGGUAGAGUAACACCGAGUUUACUUGAACUUUCACUGGGUAUGGGAUUACCGAAGCUCAAUACCAUCAUGUUUGUCACACGCUACGCCAUCGACGGAAAAUUUAUAUUUGUCGAUCAGAUAGCAACGCUUGUUCUGGGAUUUUUACCGCAGGAGCUACUGGGGACAAGCAUGUACGAGUAUUAUCAUCACGAUGAUAUUCCACAUCUCGCUGAAUCGCAUAAGACUGCACUCCAGACGACAGACCACAUAACGACCCAGGUAUACAGGUUUAGAGCAAAAACAGCGAGCUUUGUUCGACUGCAGUCUGAAUGGUUCGCAUUUAGAAAUCCAUGGACCAAAGAUAUCGAUUACAUCAUUGCUAAGAACUCAGCGAUAUUUUGUGAUGCAGGACAAGUGGAAAGCAGUGCAGCCCCCAGAUCAGAGGGCUCAAGUGUCCAAGGGAACUACGAUUACUUUGCUCAGAGUAACGGUGGUCUCGAGAGAUUAAUCUCUAGUCAUGUGGAAGUAAGUAAAAUAGGGAGGCGAAUAGCCGAAGAAGUGCUAGAUCAUCAAAGGCGGAAUGAAGACUCCUCAUCAGGCAGUCCACUCCCCACACCUGAUCGUUUCUUGCUCAAUACUGAGAUUCCAACGCCCACGACAACGACUGUUACUUCACCAGAAGCUAUGCAAGAGGGCGAAUCGGGGGUCAAUAGCGACAAUAGUAGCAGUAACACAGCGUCGACGUUCAGUCAUAUCAGAAACAAUGUUCCAUUGAAUAGUAUAGCCAAUGAACAAGUACCUUGUGAUGGAGACCUGUUGGAUGUAAUCGGUGCCUCAGCAAUGAAUGACUCACCAACACCUCUCACCUCAGAUGGCAACGACGAAGCAGCAAUGGCAGUGAUCAUGAGCCUAUUAGAGGCAGACGCUGGCCUAGGUGGUCCUGUUGAUUUCUCAGGUCUACCCUGGCCCCUCCCCUAAUUUGUAUGUAUGUUGUAAAAUCAUAUGACCCCUGACUGUGUGCUGUGUGACCCUGAUAAAUAAUCAAAUAGGGAACAAUUUCUUUUAGUACAAAUUCAACAUAAUCUCAUUAGUUCUUAAGUUAUCAAUUUUUGCAAAUGAAUUUACCAAAGUUGAGUGAUAUUUUGGUGCGAUCAAUACCGUAAGAAUGGUUUUGUCAUUACUUUAGUUAAACUUGAAAAUAAGAUUUUAUUAUUAGUUAUUUAUAUUACGUUUAUGUACAGAUAAAGAAUAAGUAAUUGAAAAAAAACACGAUGCAGGAUUCUUGGUGUCGCUGAUUUAAGUUUUUAACAAUUGUGUCAUUCUGUUUCAUUUAUUUAUUCCUUUCAUCAUUCACUGAAUUUCUUCUUGGAUUUUUUCUUCGCAGGCGUGUCGUCAUCGUCCGAGGCAUUCACUUCAGUCUUGAUGCUGAAAUAAUUCUCCUUUUUACUUCUCUUCACCUGUUCACUAGGCUCGCUCUUCCCGACACUCGACUCACGCUUUAUCCUGAUGUCUACAAACGUAUCAUUAUGUUCACUCGAUUUGAGGCUGUCACUUCGCUUACGUUUCCUCGAGGAGAUGCUUUCCACGUCCGAGGCGUAAGGCUCUUGCUUAAUCUUUAUGUUUG
Messenger RNA from Diachasma alloeum, 3521 nucleotides. It is a transcript of the gene cyc, whose product is annotated as aryl hydrocarbon receptor nuclear translocator-like protein 1. The transcript has 14 exons. NCBI's taxonomy places the organism in Eukaryota, Metazoa, Arthropoda, Insecta, Hymenoptera, Braconidae. Gene Ontology annotation, biological process: regulation of transcription by RNA polymerase II. Gene Ontology annotation, cellular component: nucleus; aryl hydrocarbon receptor complex; transcription regulator complex. Gene Ontology annotation, molecular function: DNA-binding transcription factor activity, RNA polymerase II-specific; protein dimerization activity; RNA polymerase II cis-regulatory region sequence-specific DNA binding. The coding region runs from base 293 to 2875 and encodes 860 amino acids. The record is from RefSeq and is a predicted model, not a curated record.